CGCACCAGCUUACGACGAACAACGUCGGACGACGAACGAGCGAGGAAGAACACAGCCGCCGGACAUCGUCGCAGCAAACAGAGACGUCUGAAGGAGAGAAAGGUAUAUAGAGAGCCCAGCAUGUCACCCUUGCGCCUCCUUCGUAAGGACCCUCCCAACACUACACCUCCUCCCCUCAGCCUCCUCACCAUGUCCUCAAAGGAGGUCGAGGCUCAGCCCCUCUACCCCAAAGCAGUCUCUGCUCCGAGGAGUGCCAACAGAGCCAUCUGGACUCGUCCUCUGCUAGCUCUGAUAGGUAUCUGCCUCUGGUUCGGCCUGCGUGGAUCCUUCAACGAUACCUUGCAUCAGGCAACCAGCCUCCUGCAACCCAUACAAGGGCUCACUUCUGGGUCCGUCCUGCUGGCCAACAAGACGCUACCUGCAGAUGAGGACGUCGACUGGGCCAAGGUACCUCUGGGCAAGCUCACUGCCAUCAAGUGCUGGGACGAUGAGUUCGUAGACGCGCCUGGCACCCACUGCUACCGUAUGCAGGCACCUCUCAAUCACCUCAACAAGUCUGACACUCGUAGAGCCUCCCUCGCCGUCGUCAAGUACGAGGCAGGUGGUGGUAAGACGCCCCGCUCCAAGGUACUAGGCAGCGUCUUCUUCAACCCCGGUGGCCCCGGUGGAUCUGGAGUGGACUGGCUCAGGUCCUUCUCCAAUCGCGCCGGUGGGCCGCUAGUCAGCGGAGCCCAGUGGCUCGACGUUCUCCUGGAGUCAAAGUACGACAUCCUCGCUCACGACCCUAGGGGCGUCAAGACUACAUGGCCCAGAGCUGACUGCUGGCAAGACGAGACCCUUAAGCUCGUCGACGACAGCUUGCACCUCGGGGUAGACCUUUACCAAGCUUCUAGCGCUUCUCUUCCCAGAGAUGUCGCACACAACCGACUUCUUGCGAACCUCUGCAAAGACCGCAUCGGCGAUGAGCUGCAAUACGUUGGCACAGCUGCCACGGUCCGGGACCUCAGAAUGCUAUACAAGGCCGUCGGCGACAAGGCUCUCAACUUCAUUGGCGUCUCCUAUGGCACAGCUCUUGGCAGCUACUAUGCAGCCAUGUUCCCCAAGGAAGUCGGUCGUUUCUGGCUUGACGCCGUCGUGGAUGCCGAAUAUCAGCAAGGACUCUGGUUCGACAACUUGAUCGACUUCGAGGCUGUCCUGUCACAUUUCUGGUCUACAUGCGCACAGGCGGGUCCCGAGCUCUGUGCUCUUUCCGAGGCUCUGACUACAGAGUCAGACAGAGCGACCAAGGACAAGGGGGCGUCGGUCAUCUCGAAGAAGUUCUAUGAAGCUAUGGAGAGCAUCCGAGUUCAGCCCGUCGUCGUCAUGGACGUCGACUUCCCCCAGCUUCUGACCUACCUGUUCCUCAAGGGAGAGAUUUUCAGCACUAUGUAUGCGCCUUCAACCUGGCCACGUCUUGCUCAGCAGCUCGCUCCAGGUAUCAAGGAUGGCAAUUGGACGGCCUUUGUAGCUGCAAAUGGCCUGGGAGUGCAGGUGGCCGAGGCUGUCGACCCUCCAAGGAGGAAGCGAAGGCCUUCGAGCAACUACACGUCCCCAAUGGCUCAGACCGUCAUCAUGGGCUCGGAUGCUCUCGCCAACGAACAACAUUGGGAGGCCAAGGAGUACCGAACCCGCCUGCAUGACCUCCAGAAGAUAUCUCCCUUUGGAGCAGAGAUCUGGACCGGUAACGGCGCAAAGGCUGCAACGUGGCCCAUCGAUGCCAGCGAGCAGUUCGAUGGAUUCUUCAACACCACCCCUGCCACUCCCAUCCUCUUCGGCAGCAACGACUUCGACCCCGUCACCCCUCUGGCUUCCGCACGCAAGAUGGCCGCCUCUUUCAAGGGCAGCGCUCUUCUCCGCGUCUCUGGCGGUCUGGGCCACAGUACGAUCAGUCUCCCGAGCAAGUGUGCCUCCAAGACGGUAGCCGACUACUUUGUCCGAGGCGCACUACCCCUAGACCUAGAUGAACGUGGCGAAAAGGUCUGUCUGCUUGAUCGUCCUCCUUUCAUCCCUGCUGACGAGACCAAGGCUCGCACUGCCGCUCUUCAUGCCGCAAUUGCUGGCGAGACGGUAGAGGGAGAGGACUCUGUCGGACUCUUGUCCGAGGAGGCUCAUGUCGGUAUGGGCACGCAUCACGCCGACUGGAUCUCAUCUCACGGCCGACAUGAUCGUGCGCGACUUUGAUCGCAGAGAGUGUUCACAUUCGAAUCGUUGCCCCGUCAAAGCAUUGUUGACAAACUUCUUUAGAAAUUAAUGAUACUGUCCUUCCAUCUUUUAGCACAAGCUACAGGGCUACAGGGCCCCCAGCUUAAAGUCGUACCUCCUCUGCCCGUGCCGCCUCUCCUCCUCACUCAACAGUCUUGCCCGCCCUCCAUCCAUAGUAUGUACAUCCCUCUCGACGAAUGUCACCUCCCCGCUUUUCCUCACGAGGAGGAUCGUCGAGGUCCUAGUCCCGUACCACGCCUUACCUUUGCCCUUUGGAGGCGCCAUGCUGAAUGCAGGGACCAGGACGGUGCGUCGCAGGUCUGCUCGCUCUUGCACUUGGUCUAGACCGGGCGUGGCAAGCACUUGGAAGAGGGACUCGAUAAAGGCCUCUUCUGCUUC
Microstroma glucosiphilum is the source of this 2640-nucleotide messenger RNA. RefSeq lists its product as hypothetical. Lineage: Eukaryota; Fungi; Basidiomycota; Exobasidiomycetes; Microstromatales; Microstromataceae. Bases 121 to 2220 code for a protein of 699 amino acids. The record is from RefSeq and is a predicted model, not a curated record. The transcript is spliced from 2 exons.